Mauremys mutica (yellowpond turtle) is the source of this 981-nucleotide messenger RNA. Its product is annotated as acetylserotonin O-methyltransferase-like. The transcript has 8 exons. Gene Ontology annotation, molecular function: acetylserotonin O-methyltransferase activity. The record is from RefSeq and is a predicted model, not a curated record. Lineage: Eukaryota; Metazoa; Chordata; Testudines; Geoemydidae. The coding region runs from base 82 to 981 and encodes 299 amino acids. Gene Ontology annotation, biological process: methylation; melatonin biosynthetic process.
AGGGGUUUCUCCCAAGACAUGGGAAAGAGGCUUAUUUAAAUGACGAAGGCAAGAGGAUCUCUCACAGAGCGCUGAAGGAAAAUGAGCUCCACAGAAGACCUUGACUAUCCUCAGAUCUUAUUUCAAUACAACAAUGGGUUUUUAGUCUCAAAGAUUAUGUUUACCACCUGUGAAUUGGGGGUGUUUGAUCUAUUGCUGGAGUCAGAAGGGCCCCUGUCUUCAGAUGCCAUUGCUGAACAUUUGGGCACCAGUGUCAGUGGAAUGGAAAGGUUGCUUGAUGCCUGCGUGGGAUUAAAGCUCCUGGAAGUCGAAAUGAAAAGUGAAGGAGCCUUUUACAGGAACACAGAGCUUUCCAACCUCUAUCUUACAAAAUCAAGUCCCAAGUCUCAGUAUCAUAAUUUGAUGUACUACUCCAAAACUGUCUAUUUGUGCUGGCACUACCUGACAGAUGCUGUGAGAGAUGGGAAAAACCAGUAUGAACGAGCAUUUGGCGUUUCAUCAAAAGACCUCUUUGGUGCUCUCUACAGAUCAGAAGAAGAGAUGAUCAAAUUCAUGUAUGGUUUAAAUGCAAUUUGGAGUAUAUGUGGCAGAGAUGUGAUUGCUGCAUUUGACCUAUCACCUUUCACCGUCAUUUACGAUCUGGGAGGAGAUUUUUUUAAAGAUCCAAUUCCAGAAGCUGACCUGUACAUUUUGGCUAGGAUCCUGCAUGACUGGGCAGAUGACAAGUGUAUGCAGCUAUUAGCAAAAAUCCACAAGGCUUGCAAGCCUGGGGGCGGAGUGCUGCUGGUUGAAACACUUUUGAAUGAAGACAAAACUGGGCCUUUAGAAGCCCAGCUUUACUCUAUGAACAUGUUGGUUCAGGCUGAAGGAAAAGAACGAACGCCAACCGAGUACAGAAAGCUCCUCGCUGCAGCUGGUUUCAGAGAGAUUCAAGUCAAGAAAACAGGAAAGCUCUAUGAUGCUAUUUUAGGAAGAAAAUAA